Molecule: messenger RNA, 2349 nt
Organism: Dermacentor andersoni
Lineage: Eukaryota; Metazoa; Arthropoda; Arachnida; Ixodida; Ixodidae
Product: cuticle protein 10.9-like
Cellular component (GO): chitin-based extracellular matrix
Molecular function (GO): structural constituent of chitin-based larval cuticle
Source: RefSeq, a predicted model, not a curated record
UAGGCUACCGGGAUGAACAGAAGGGGUUCGAAUAGGAGAUUCGGCGAGGGGGUGCAUAGGACUUUCCCGGCUCCGUAUAAAGGCCGGUGAUCCUCCAGGGCACGGCGUCACUUUGUGCGAGCUCUGUGCGCAGGUACGAGAUAUUCCGGAAAGUCCGUCGUGGUUACACUGCUUUGCUGUUUCGUCACGCGAAGCCGUUCAAGAGGAAUAUGGGCCCCCUGGUGAAACUGUUUCUUCUAGCCGUUCUGGCGGUGGCGUACGCACAACAGGACUACGACAACUCUCCGCCCGAGCCGUACGAGUUCAAGUACGACGUGCAGGACGAAGAAGGCAACACGCAGAUGCACCAGCAGUCCAGCGACGGCUCGGGAACCGUUCGCGGCUCCUACGGCUACACGGACAAGGACGGGCUGUUCCGCAUCGUCGAGUACAUCGCCGACGCCAACGGGUUCCGAGCCAUGAUCAAGACCAACGAGCCCGGAACCAAGUCCGGGGGAUCGGCCGACGCGCCCGUGGAGUCGUCCGCGCCUGACCAGUAACAAGCUGACGCGCCGACAAGGCGCCGAGGGGUAGAAUGAAGGCGUCGAGGGUAGAGGAGGAGAGUAGGGUAGGGUGUUAGGAAUUAGAAUCAAACAAGGGGGCAGUUCAUUUCGUCACUCCGCCUGCACACGCCUGCGUGACGUAGACUGCGUUGCCUUCAAUUUGAAAAACCAGCGGAGCUCUCUUUUAUCGCGGCCGCUGUAGGGAGUCUACAUGCAAGCAAGCGCUUGCAUGUACGCUCACAUGUAUAGGCUCCCUACCGCCGCAGGCUUUUACUGCGCUACCUCAUGGGAAUGGAGCGUAGUUUACGCGGCACGUGUUUCUUGGUUCGGCCAGGUAAACACACGGAAAGAUACUCAUGUCUUGGGUGGGCGUGGGCUAAGCCUAACGCAUGACGUUCGGGGGGAAUGGUUGCGCUCGCUUGCGGUUCGCUGUGCAUCAAAUCCGGACUGCGCGCACUCGUUCCGGUGCUUCGCCACCCAGCUGAGGUGGUGGGGCGCCCGGUGGCAUCCGGUCCGUGUCUCGGUAAUAAAUGCUUUAGGGUACUCAUGUUGAGCACCGAAAUUACCGAGCGAUACCUCGUGCCUGGUGCGUUCGGAGUAUGUUGCGUUUAUCACCGACACACAAUAAAAACUAGGCAGCAAAUUUGAGCGCUUUAGGGGCACUCAGGUCUAUAGCGUUUAAGGGCUGGACUCGCAUCCCUCCGUUCAAACACAGUGCGUUGUGACGCGUCUGGCGUUUCGCUUCCAAACAUGAACGAUGCAUUCUUAUUUUACAGCCGCAGCUGCGUCGACUUGCGUAUAGGUUCAAAUUUUCGUAAAUGGAUGAAAGUGCGUUGGCUCUGUCUUUUUGCUGGUGUCACGCUCCUUAAUACCGAAGCAGGCUUCGUUUUGAAGCAGCCUGCUGCGAAGAGCUGGCGGAGGCAAUUGCAGUUCAGGGUCGGGCAGCGUCAGGGUACCUGUAUCCGAAGCGCUUCUCUGAUCACGAAAUGCAAAUGGUUUUCAAGUUGGCAGGUUCCAUUUAACUGCUAAAGCGUUACAUUUGAAAAAAAAAAACGGUUACGUGUUCAGCUUACUGUCUCUGCUUGUAACAUUUAAGCACUGCUCCUAAACGGGUUUUAUUUCUCUUAUUUUUGUGCAACACGGCGCGCACAGGAAGAGGAAUUGUUAUGUGAUACACGAAGUUUGCCGUUGCGUGUGAUCGCGACUGCCUUCUUUUUUGCUUCUGUUGCUUUUAUUUUCCGUUAACGAUCCACGCGCAUUAACGCUGGUUUUCUACUGCCAAAUGCGACUAACCGGGACAAAGUGCAAGCUUUGUAGCUUUUCGUGUGCGUGAUGUGUGUCGUCCUGUCCGCAGUGUGGUUGUCGUCAAGAGAAAUUUAUUUAUUUAUUAGCGCUUCUGUGAUGUCAACGGCAGUAUACUAUGUCGCUUACAUAUCUGUGAUGUGCGUGCUUAUAACUAGGAAAAGAAAAGCAGUUCCUGUAGUAGGGGUUUAUGUUGUUUGCCUACGUACUGGUUGUCGCUGUUGUGGUACGUGGUAAAGGGGUUCUUGUGGGCACAACGUUUUUCUUCUCCUGGAUUCAUGAGCGUUAUCUCACCUAACGCUUCUGUUUGCUUCAGCAGUUUGCUUGCUCAUUCAUUACGACCGGCACUGCUGCAACACUCCAGCAGAUACCUUCUAUGUGGUGAUUAGCAUUGCUUUCGUUCGUUUUGUCGCGGUAGUUACUUUUCAGCACACCUUUGGCGAAGCAGUGUUCUGUUCUUGGGUCUGUUAGUACGCUUAAUAAACUUCUAUUUUCGGAAUGUUUC